CGGCCCGCCCUGCGCAGCGCCCUGCGCAGCGCCCUGCACACACUUGUACUCCUGUGUACACGGCAGGUGCUUCAAUGCCAGCCAGCUGCCUGCCAGGCUCUGCCCCUGCUUCCCAGAGAGCUUUUCCCCCUGUUGUUUAAGGUGGCCUUCAUGGACAAGAGGACAAUUGUGCUGCGUGAGCUGGUGCACACAUGGCCCUUCCCACUACUUAGCUUCCAGCAGCUGCUGCAGGAGUGUACCCACUGUAGCCGUGCCCUGCUGCAGGAACGGCCUAGCACAGAGAGCAUACAGGCUGUGAUCCUGGGGCUGACUGCCCGUCUCCACACUCCAGAAGCUGGGGCUGGCACACAACCCCUCUGCAGGAAGCAUGUCUUGCGGGUUCUGGAUAUGACUGGCCUCCUGGAUGAUGGUAUGGAACAAGACACUGGUACUAUGAGCGUGUGGGACUGCACAGCAGCCGUGGCCCGCACGUGUAUCGCCCUGCACCAGGGUGGGCCUUCCAAGCCAGGGCUAGUUCCUGUCCCUGUGCAGGUUCGUGUGGACCUUCGUGUGAACCGGGCCUUCUACACAUUUCUGCAUGAGGCCCUGCAGAGCAGUGUGGGAAGCGUGCUGUGGCUCUGCUGCCGGGACCUCCGGGCUGAGGACCUGCCCAUGCGCAACACGGUAGCCCUGCUGCCUCUGGACGCAGGCUGCCUGCGCCGUGUAGACAUGCGCUUCAGCAAUCUGGGCCUGCGUGCUGUCAUCAUCCCACAUGUGGCUCGCUUCCAGCAACUGGCUAGCCUUAGAUUGCAUUAUGUACAUGUUGACUCAAGACAGCCCUCUGUGGAUGGCGAAGACAACUUCCGCUAUUUCCUGGCUCAGAUGGGCUGCUUUACCUCUUUGCGGGAGCUCAGCAUUGGCUCCUCUCUCCUUUCAGGCAGACUAGACCAGUUGCUCAGUACACUACAGAGCCCCUUGGAAAGCUUGGAGCUGGCCUUCUGUGCUUUGCUGCCUGAAGACCUGCACUUCCUAGCACAGAGUUCCCCUGCUACCCACCUGAAGAAGCUGGACCUCAGUGGCAAUGACCUGUCAGGCAGCCAGCUGGUGCUCUUUCAGGGUUUGUUGCAGGCAGCAGCAGCCACCUUGCUGCAUCUUGAGCUGACUGAAUGCCAGUUUGCUGAUGCCCAGCUGCUGGCCACGUUGCACUACCUUGGUCUCUAUGGAAACCCACUAUCCAUGGCAGGCCUCCAGGAUCUGCUGCGGGUCGUAGUGCAGGCUGGGCUGCAUACUGUGGUGCACCCCUUCCCUGUGGACUGCUAUGAUGGCCUGCCUUGGCCACCACCUGCGUCUGUCCUGCUCGAGGCCUCCAUCAAUGAGGAGAAGUUUGCCCGUGUUGAGGCCGAAUUGCAGCAGCUACUGCUGGCCUCAGGCCGUGCCCAUGUACUCUGGACCACAGACAUCUAUGGGCACCUGGAUGCAGAUUAUUUCAGCCUGUGAUCUCCAAGUUCUGGGUGAGACAGGCCAAGAGCCUUUGUUUGCUAGGAUUCUGUGGGAGGCCUGAUUCAAAGGCACUUGUCUCCGGUUUCCUUCAGGGUCCGCUUUACUUUACGGUCAGAACGUUAAGCCUGCUCUCCUUGCAGUGUCCUGCACCCGCUUCUUAGCUGGUCGACUGUUCCUACUGGCUGGAAUUUAGGCCUGCGCUCCCCUGCCUUGAAUGGCUGCAUUUGGCUGCGCUGGGGUGUCCUGGGCCUCUCUGCAGAUGUGUGGGAUCCCAGCUGCGAGUGGACAGGCAGUGGUCUCUGGGCACUUUUAAAGAACUCUGGGGUUGGUGCUGGGAUAGCCCUAAGACUGCCUGAAGUCUGGGGCCUUGCACUGUGUUCCUUGAGCUGGCAACCCAAGCCAUCCUAUUGCUGGCUUUGGGGCUAGAAGGUCAAGGUACAAAUGUUCAGCGCGUUUGGAA
Dipodomys ordii (Ord's kangaroo rat) is the source of this 1939-nucleotide messenger RNA. RefSeq names its product leucine rich repeat containing 14 (gene Lrrc14). Gene Ontology annotation, cellular component: cytoplasm. The record is from RefSeq and is a predicted model, not a curated record. Lineage: Eukaryota; Metazoa; Chordata; Mammalia; Rodentia; Heteromyidae. Gene Ontology annotation, molecular function: kinase binding.